Coregonus clupeaformis (lake whitefish) is the source of this 3612-nucleotide messenger RNA. RefSeq names its product lysophosphatidic acid receptor 6-like. Gene Ontology annotation, biological process: phospholipase C-activating G protein-coupled receptor signaling pathway; positive regulation of Rho protein signal transduction. The transcript has a single exon. Lineage: Eukaryota; Metazoa; Chordata; Actinopteri; Salmoniformes; Salmonidae. The record is from RefSeq and is a predicted model, not a curated record. Gene Ontology annotation, molecular function: lysophosphatidic acid receptor activity. Gene Ontology annotation, cellular component: membrane. Bases 2079 to 3305 code for a protein of 408 amino acids.
CAUAAAAUAAGACCCAAUGAGGCUGUUUGUCAAGCAGCAUUGAGUGAAGAUCAAAGGUGUGUUAUUUUAUUGAACACAUGCAUUUCCACAUGUGCACACAAAUACAAGCAUACAGCACGUCUCUAUCUGCGUCAGAGAAAACUGCACCUAGUCCCGUCUCAUCUCGUUAGAGUCUGCACGCUCAGGCUUGCCAUCACUGGAACCUUCCCCUUCCUGUUGUUCUGAGGCAGCUGCUCGCUGACACCAGACUAAUAAAAAGUAUUAGUCGAAUAGAAAGUACACUGUGCUCUGGGGCUGACAGGAGAGUAUCACUUAACUGACUCGUUUCGACAAAUAGAGCAGUCAACUGAAAAUGUCCACUGUUUGGGAGUAGGCUAGCUCUUAGAUGAAAAUCAAAUAUAUAAAUUAGCUUGAACGUUUGAAUGACAUUACAGCUCAACUAAAUAAAGACAAAACAAUAACCUACAUACAUUUAAUUGAUAUUGACAUUUUCAUGAGAUCCUGACAGAAUGCUAAAGGAACAAAAACAAGCUAACAGGCCAACAAAUGCUAAUGUUUUUCCACACAAUAUCUAGAGCUACUUCAACCUGGGGGUAUAAAGGGUUACUUCAGCCUGGGGGUAUAAAGGGUUACUUCAACCUGGGGGUAUAAAGGGUUACUUCAACCUGGGGGUAUAAAGGGUUACUUCAACCUGGGGGUAUAAAGGGUUACUUCAGCCUGGGGGUAUAAAGGGUUACUUCAACCUGGGGGUAUAAAGGGUUACUUCAACCUGGGGGUAUAAAGGGUUACUUCAACCUGAGGGUAUAAAGGGUUACUUCAACCUGGGGGUAUAAAGGGUUACUUCAACCUGGGGGUAUAAAGGGUUAUUUCAACCUGGGGGUAUAAAGGGUUACUUCAACCUGGGGGUAUAAAGGGCCAGUGGCACGCCAGGCUCCUUUUCACCUAACACCAGAUUUACUUAACAAAAGGCACAUCAAUAGGUGUUCCAGGUAAGUCAUGACAUAGCACAAGCGGCGGGGUGGGCCUUUCCCCUUUUGUUCUCUAUUGCUCCUCAAGCAAGGGGGGAGGCCGAUGACAUCACAACUUCAUCAAACCAACUCCUUGAAUGCUCUACUCCUUGAAGUUUCCAGUUGUCUAAAAAACAAUUUUGCUCAAAACAUAUCAUUUUACCCUUUAGUGUGUGUACUUUAGUUUAUUUAUACUUGGUAUAUCACUUUAACAGGAACAGUUAUUUAAAAUUAAAAUAAAUCACUGGAGGAUGUCUUUAAACGUUCAAAACACCACAACAUCAACUCCGCCCGUCUCCCGCCAAGCCCAGCCAGAGACAAAUCCCUCAGGUGAUUACAUAGCUAAAGCAGUCAGAUGUGGGAGGGCCUUGGAUGGGUGGUAGCCUACUCCUCCCAGUGUGUAAGCAAGCAGUCCGUUAAGCUUCAGUAUGUGGUAGAGCUUCAAAACAGAAGACUGACUCCACUCCACUGACUUUUAGGCCUGGAAAGGCUGUAUUUUGUGGCGGACAGGACAGACAGGCUGCAGCAAAGCCCGUCUGUCUACAAGUGUAGGGUCAGUAGGAGCACCAUGCCCCAAGGGGCUGCAGCAGGAUCAGACAGGAAGAGGGCUGCCAGAGGCCAGGAGGGACCCAGAGCCUCUCAGACGCUCAGCUCACAGACCCGAGGAGAGGCACAUGACUCCCCCCUCUCUCACUGGAGCAAGAAACACCACUGACUCUGGAGUGAGAGGAGAAAUGCUCCAGACUCAGAGAAGCCAACAUCAAGGCUGUUCAUAACAGAGGACAUAAAAAUAGGCCUGGGAUCUUAUAAUUCCGUGACACAUUGUACACUUACCAGUGGAUUAACUGAGAGGACUGGUCUUGUCUUUUUGGAUACAAGCACAGGUAUUGAUGGAGUUACUUGCUGUUCUUUUUAAAACACUGGACAUGGUGGUGUUCGCAUGAGCACAUUGUUAUGCUUAUGAACAUUGGAUAGGAGUGAAAGUGUGGUUAUUUUUUUCGAACUAGUAUUCUCUAAUGCUGGGGGAAGAUGCUAACUCUUAAAGGGAAAUUACAUAGAUAACAUCAACUGAUGUGUACCCCUGCAAUUAAGGACAAUUUAGUCCUCUAUUCCUUAGAAUUAUCUUGUACAAGUGAUCGCUGCUUUCCACAACAACAUUCCCAUUGUUGUAUUGACAUUCAUAUCCACUCCUCUCUAAAGAUGAAUAACAGCACUCUAGAGACUGAUGGCAUUAGUGCUCUUGGCUUGAGCCAAACCAACACGAGCUGUAUUAAGAGUGAUGGCUUCAAGUACACCCUGUACAUCUCGGUUUUCAGCCUGGUCUUCAUAGUCGGGCUGCUCUUCAACAUGGCUGCCAUGUACAUCUUCGCCUGCACACUGAAGUUGCGCAACGAGACCACCACCUACAUGAUGAACCUGGUGGUGUCCGACCUGCUCUUUGUCCUCACCCUGCCCUUCAGGAUCUUCUACUUUAUCAACCAGGAUUGGCCGUUCGGCAGGGGGCUCUGCCAGCUUUCUGUCUCCCUAUUCUACACCAACAUGUACGGCAGCAUUCUCUUCCUCACUUGCAUCAGUGUGGACCGCUUCCUGGCCAUCGUCCACCCAUUCCGAUCACAGGCGUUGCGGACGAAACGGAACGCCAAGCUGGCCUGCUGCGCUGUGUGGGUGUUGGUGCUGUCUGGCAGCCUUCCGACAGGCUUCCUCCUCGACACCACCUCGCUCAGGAACGAAAACUCCUCUGUCAACUACUGCUUUGAGAACUUCUCCAACAAGCAGUGGAAGUCCAGUCUGUCCAAGGUUGUGGUGUUUAUUGAGACGGUGGGAUUCCUGAUUCCGUUGUUAGUCAACAUCUUCUGCUCCGUUUCGGUCCUCCAGACACUGCGCCAGCCCCAGGCCAUCAGCCGCGGGGGCCAGCUCAACAAGAGCAACAUCCUGAGGAUGAUCGUGGUCCAUCUCCUCAUCUUCUGCUUCUGCUUCAUCCCCUACAAUGUCAACCUGGUGUUCUAUGCCCUGGUCCGCACCAAGCUGCUGAAGGGCUGCGUUGUGGAGUCGGUGGUGAGGACCAUCUACCCCAUCGCGCUCUGCAUUGCGGUCACCAACUGCUGUUUCGACCCCGUCAUCUACUACUUCACCUCCGAGACCAUCCAGAACUCCAUCAAACGUAAGUCUAUGGCAGUUCGCAACAAGAAUAAGCUGGGCAAGGGUCUUCAGACAGACACGCUGCAGAGCCAGAGCAUCAUGCAGAACAACCUGAGGACUCUGAGCGACAAAGUAUUUUACAACGAGUCCACUGUGUGACGUCAUCACCCACAUGAGCCACCUUGAUGAGGCAUCAGUGCGAUAUUUGACAUCAAUAUUUCAGUGAGCCAAUAUUUGGUGCAACACGCCCAGAUGAUCGGAGCUAACAGAUGGGAGAUGAGUGGUCUUGAGUGGAUUCUAUAGGAACCAUGGCAUCACAGGAACAAAGUGAGCAAACCCUAAAGUGCAGUUGCAUUAAGGGUACCAUCCAGUGACUCAGCUCUGAGUGUUGUCGUGUUAAAGGGAUACUUUGGAAUUUUGGCUAGCAUGCUAGCAGAAACCCAUAGACUUCCAGUCAUUGUGCAAA